UAUAUUUAAAUUAAAUUAAAAAGAUGUCUUCUGGAAAUCUCAGAACAAAAAAAAAACAACAACUUUUGGUCAGAAUGUCGUUUUAAUUCACAUGUGGCCUCUUUAAAAAAAUAAUCUGUGAUACAUGCCCACAUUGCCCACAUUACCCACAAUGCACAGCAAGCAGCCACGUAAACAGACCUGCUAGCUGCUGCUCUGCAGUGCUGCUCUCUGCUAAAUGUAACAUCUGCUCUAUCACAGAUUAGCACAGGAUGCAACACUCGUUUAGAGCUUCAGUGAGUUUGCCAGAGCUGUAAGAUGUCGAUGGUGCUGUUCGCCUCGGUGGUCCGGGUCGGGGACGGCCUUCCUCUCUCUGCUUCCACUGACUACGAGCAGGACAAAGAGCUUCAGGAAACCAAGAAGAACAUCAAGGGUCUCUCCAAGAAACUCAGCCAGUUCCCUGACCGCUGCACGCUGAAGACUGGACCCUUCAAUGUCAAUUUCACAAGCGCGCUGGGAGUUGGAUACUUGAUGGUUUGCACCGCCAGCUACCCCAACGUCCUGGCCUUUUGCUUCCUGGACGAGCUGCAGAAGGAGUUCAUCGUGACCUAUGACCCCAAACGCAUCAGGAACGCCGUGCGGCCGUACUCCUUCAUCGAAUUUGACACCUUCAUCCAGAAGACCAAGCAGCGCUACAACAGCCCGCGCUCUCUCUCCACUAAGAUCAACCUCUCCGACAUGCAGACGGAGAUCAAGCUGCGGCCGCCGUACCAGCUCUCCGCCGACGACUUGCGCAGCGUCAACGGCUUCUCACACACAUCCUCCAAAUACAAAGGCAUCGCUCCCACCCAGAUGCUGGAUCCGGUGACGCUCCCCGGCAUCGUGUCCUGCGUGCUCAGCGUCCUCUGUGGAGGCCUCAACCUGCUGAGGGGGGUGCACGCUAUAGAGAGCAUCAUGCAGAAUGACGACGAAGACUUUAAUUAUGUGAUUGCCUUCUUCCUGGGCACGGCGGCCUGUCUGUAUCAGUGCUUCCUGUUCGCCUACUUCUCCGUCUGGAGGGACAGUAAGUCCUUCCUGGCGUUUGCACUCAUCUGCCUGUCCAACAUGUAUCUGUAUGAACUGAGGAACAUGUGGCAGAUCCUGUUCCACGUGGCGGUGGCAGCCUUCAUGACGCUGCAGAUCAGACUCAGGCAGCCUCAGGGCAAAGCUCCGGACUACAAUGUCUGACAAAGACCUGAGACACAAAAACAAAUCUUCAGUCGUGGAAACACAGCGGAGACGCCACUGCGCACAAAAGAAACUAACCAGCACCAGUGCACUGAUCUCUGAGAGGAUUUGGAGGUGCCUGAAUCCUUCAUGGAUUUGAUUGGGAUCAUUUGAGAAUAACCCCCAUCAUUGUCUGAUCAAAAUAUUUGCUUGGACUUCCUUUCUGUGCAGCCACUUUCAAAUCAGAGUCCUGCAUGUGUCCACUUGUACUCAUUCUCCUCCUGCACCCCACUUCCUGUUUUGCAACACCCCAAAAAUAAAUAGCGAGGUUUAACACUUCAGCUUUAGUUGUUACCAGAAAUGUAUUCAAACUUCCAGGUGUUUCAAUGCUCAUCUGAUUUAGUGUAUCAGAAUGAGACGCUUUUAUUGUCAACUAGGUUUUAACUUACAAGGAAUUCGCCUUGGUGUUUUGGUUCUUAUGCUGUAAGAAAUACUUAAAUUAUUUGUUUUAUUGUAUGUUAAGUAAAAACACGUUUAUGACAGCUUCUUAAACUCAAGCUCCGUUCACAUUUUAAUGUUAAAUAAUGUUCUAUAUCCAUUCCUAAGGUAAGGCUUAACACACGUUACACGGCUGAAUUAAACACCUUGAAAUCUCUAAUGUUUUGUGCACAGUUAGGACUCAUUAUUACUUUUUAAUUACUUCUUCUCCCAUUUCCAUCACAUCCAGUCUGUUACAUUUAUUUUACAUUAACUCAUGUGUUUCUGACGUGGUGCAGGACUCUGGUUUAGAUCUUGGUUUUAAACUAUGCAAUGCUGCCUUGUGUGUGUAUGUGGUUCUCAUUUCAGUGGCGGUGCAUUCAGGAGCCAAUGCCAAUAGAGUUAUGUCAUUUUUUGCUAUUUAUUAACUGACUGAUUCAGUGACAUGUGUUUGAGGGAAAGGUAUGUGAUGUUUUAUGACUUUUUCAGUUUUCCUAAAGCACCUCCUGCUCCAGUACACAGACACACAGUCUGCUAGCAUUCGAGUGUGAGCUAUGCACGUGUGAAGUGUGAAUAAACAGGUCUGAGUUGGCAGUAAAGACGAGUUGCUGUGUUUCUGAGGCCACAGGCAGCUCAGAGUAUCUGAGUAGCCUCUGGCUCGAUCUUCUUCGAGAUCCUUUGGGUCCGAAAUGGUUUGCCAAUGCACUGAAGAAGACUAAAAACUGAGUCUCUCACCCUCUGCCUGUGUAAUGCAUGCUAUCACGGCGAUCACAUUCAGUCUAUUAAAGGGGCCCUAUUAUGCUUCUCACUU
This is a messenger RNA of Trematomus bernacchii (emerald rockcod), 2473 nucleotides long. It is a transcript of the gene sec22a, whose product is annotated as SEC22 homolog A, vesicle trafficking protein. The transcript has 7 exons. The record is from RefSeq and is a predicted model, not a curated record. Gene Ontology annotation, biological process: endoplasmic reticulum to Golgi vesicle-mediated transport. The coding region runs from base 298 to 1206 and encodes 302 amino acids. Lineage: Eukaryota; Metazoa; Chordata; Actinopteri; Perciformes; Nototheniidae.